AGAGAAAGGGGAAGAGAGAGAGAGUCGGAGUCUUGGCGUUGUAACUUGGCUCGUCUUGUGGGAAGGAUUAAUUGUGUGAAAAGAACAGUUUCAUGUAUAUAUCUACUUUUCGUGAUUGAAAAUGUAGAUGUAGUUGGUUUCUUAUGAAAUGGAAUUCAUGGGCCUAUAAUUAAAAAAAGACGACACUGCCAGUAAUGUCACGUUGGGGAAAAAAGAAAUCCUAUGAUAAUAUCCACAAUUAUGUUGAACGCGUUGAGGACGUGUUGUUGAGUGAGAGCUCUUGGUCGACCUCAGACUCGGACUGUUCAGGAUGUCUCCACUUGAGUCAGGCUGAUAGUUUACAGACAGAUCCCAAUUAUGCCGUUGGGCUUGAACUGGCUACUCUGUCUCCUACUCAGACGCUGGAUAACAGUGAUGCUUGGAACAUCCAUGGCAAUGCAAACUACCUGCGAAGUGCCGGCAGCCACUGCUUGUUGGCAGGAGGGCUAAAGACCUCGGCAGACCCCACUGGUGGUCUUUCAUCCCGAGGGUUAAGAUGCUCACCUUCUCUCGGAGGGACUGACACUGUGACCGGGGGCGGGAUGUUGCAACAGUUGGCACUCCUGGCAGCAGGUGCCCAGCCAUGGCACCACAAUAUUUGCACUGCACAUGGGAGGCGCUUUGCUUAUGCUGCAACACUUGCUAUAUAUGUGUAUGAGGUGGAAGAGGGUAGCAGUGACUGGCAGCUGUUUAGCAUCUUGGCAAAUCACCGCAAGACAAUCACGUGCCUUGACUGGCACCCCACAAAUGAAGACCUACUUGCCAGUGCUUCAUUAGACCAGCGUGUGUGUGUAUGGAGCGUCAGCAGUCAGAGUGUCCUUUGCACCAUAAGCAUCUGCAGAGUACCAACUGUGGUAGCAUGGUGUGUUGGCCACAGAAUUUCCUACAAGUUGAACAAGAAUCUCAAAAUUUCUGCUGCAGAUGCUACUCUUAAGAUUAAGGUGAUGGCAGAAUUUGUGUUGCUUCAGAGCUUCAUGAUUGCAUUGAGUACCAUUAAGAAUUACAGUGGAAAGUCGAGAUACUCAGCUUUUCCUGAAGGAGCAGAGGACAAUGAAGAUCACAGCCUUGUCACUCUUGAAUGGGACACUUGUUCUCCUGACUACAUAUUGAUUGCGUAUAGAGGUGGCUCUUUGUGGCUUGUGGAUAUCAAUACAAUGAUGAUCAUCACGAAGUAUGUGAUGCCCAUUUCGGCCAGUGUCAACACCCUUGCCUGGCUGCCUGAUGCGCCUGGGAUGUUUGUGACAGGAGAUUCAGAGAAAGGUAUACUCAGAGUCUGGACUGUAUCCAAACCAACCCCUAUUGAGAAUAUUGUCCUGAAAGACACCGGUUUCCACGUCCUUUGUACGACCAGAGCUCUUACUGCUGCAUGUCCAAGCAAUGACCUGCAGAACCAGAUGAUUGAACGUUCAAGUGAGAGGAAGGGCAUCAUGAUCCCCAAUGUCUGUGUUCUGACUCUGUUCAAAGAUGGGGGAGUUGGUCUAUACCACCUGAGGAGAAAGCAGUGGAUCUUUAACAGGGAACAUGGCCACACUGAAACGAUAUUUGACUGUAGCUUCAAGCCCGAGGACAGUGAUCUUUUAGCAACAGGAUCCUUUGAUGGGUCAAUAAAGAUAUGGAAAAUUGACACCAUGGAAGCAGUUGAUACAUUGCCCAAUAGGGACACCAUCAUCUACAGCUUAUCAUGGGCACCUGCAGACCUUAAUUGUAUUGUAGCAGGAACUUCUGGGGGUGACGUCUUUAUCUGGGACGUUGGCAAACACAAAAUCCUUCAAGAUAUUAUAUCACAUAAGGACAAAAAAGUGUUUUGUGUGGCAUGGAAUCACAAGGACUCCAGGAGAAUAGCCUCGGCAGGUGAAUCUGGAUACUGUUAUGUGCACCAAGUGAGUGGUACUCUGGUGCACGACUAUCGACACCCUGGACCGGUGUACGGGUGCGACUGGCGUGACGCAGAUAUCUUGGCUACAGGCUGUGAGGAUGGGAAAAUUAGAAUCUUUAAUGUUAGCAAGAACAGAAAGGAACCUGUUAGUGAACUGAAAGCUCACUUGAAGAAGGUAUUUCGGGUAAAGUGGAACCCAGUGUAUGAAGACAUCCUGUGCAGUGGUAGCGACGAUUCGUCAGUGAGGAUAUGGUCGUACUCAAAGGCUCAGUGUCUGACCAUCCUCGUAGGGCACUCAGAUAACGUCCGUGGCCUGGCAUGGUGCCCAGAGGUGCCCUACUUACUCAUUUCGGGGUCGUGGGACAGGACGAUGAGGGUGUGGGAUGCUCGGUAUGCCAAUUGCCUUGAUGUUGUCUUGGACCACGGUGCUGAUGUUUAUGGCCUGAGCAUCCACCCCAUUCGUCCGUUUUUGCUAGCAUCAUGCUCAAGGGAUUCAACAAUGCGCCUGUGGUCUUUGGCAUCCUUUGUGGCUCCCCUGCAGCUGAAGGUGCUUGCAGAGAAGUCUACAGAAGAAAUCAUCGAUGAGACAGAUCAAGGCAAAAGCUUCUCAACGAGUCUUCACCUUUGUGGGCUGAGGGCAGAGCACCUCAGGACGGCCCUGCAGAAGACAGAUGUCGCACAUCGCUCGAGCAAGAGGCUGAAGUUGUUUGCUGAUCUGUUUUGUGGUGAUGUACGCGUAAGGAACCUGUGGGAUCUGGUGUAUGUGCUAAAAGGCCACACAGAUAUCUCCAUGCUGUCGCCAAACUAUACCUCAUCAAUCAUGCAUCACUCGCAUCUUGUCAAGUGUUCAAUGUCCAUUAACCUUAAACCCUAA
Molecule: messenger RNA, 2789 nt
Organism: Penaeus indicus
Lineage: Eukaryota; Metazoa; Arthropoda; Malacostraca; Decapoda; Penaeidae
Product: WD repeat-containing protein 17-like
Exons: 18
Coding region: 195-2789 (864 amino acids)
Molecular function (GO): protein binding
Source: RefSeq, a predicted model, not a curated record